AGUGGGUGCCAGAAAUCACUCACCAUUGUCCAAAGACUCCAUUCUUGCUGGUUGGUACACAAGUUGAUUUAAGGGACGAUGCUGCAACUAUAGAAAAGUUAUCUAAAAAUAAACAAAAAGCAAUUACUCAAGAUAUGGGUGAUAAACUUGCAAGGGAAUUAAAAGCUGUAAAAUAUGUUGAAUGUUCAGCUCUGACUCAGAAAGGAUUAAAGAAUGUAUUUGAUGAAGCCAUAUUAGCUGCUUUGGAACCUCCUGAACCGAAGCGUCGUCGACGUUGUCAAGUCUUGUGAUACUAUAACAAUUUGUUUUUUUUUUCUUAUGUUAUUCAUUAUGACACCACACCACAUUAUAAUUGUUAUUUUCAAGUGAGUAAAUAUAUUUCAUUGCAAUAAUUCCGUAUUUGAGAAAAAGCCAGUUCACUUUGUUACGUUA
Ciona intestinalis (vase tunicate) is the source of this 432-nucleotide messenger RNA. NCBI's taxonomy places the organism in Eukaryota, Metazoa, Chordata, Ascidiacea, Phlebobranchia, Cionidae. The record is from RefSeq.